AUAGAGGCCUCUACAUUUCUCGUUGAAUAGUGGUACAUGUGAAAAGAAAAGUAGGAAAACAAGUCGGCAUAAAGUAGUGCGUACAAGUAUGUACACAUGCACUUGAAUAAUCGUAAAUGUACAAACCUUUUGUAGGCAGCUAUGUAUGUACGAGUGUGCGCGUGCAUAUAAAUGACAGCACGAUGCAUGCGCUAUGCCUGCGCGAUUUUGCAAAAGGCGUGAGCAGCACCCCUUCCAUGUUUUUGACAGGUUGUAAGGAGCAUUACUGUAAUUAUGUUUCGCCAAAGUGAUCAGUACACGCGUAUUUGCAUUCAUUUUUUAGCGCAUCCCUUUUGGCAAAUCGUAAAAAACUCCUUGGUAGCUUUGGUAGAUACAUGACCAACAUACUUAUAAGCUCACGCGUAGGCACAUGCACGUGUUAAACAAAAUAAGUUACACUCUUCCUUUGAGACAGAAUCAACGGGUUGUUGACUGAGCUUGAAUUGGGAAGGACGCACGCGAAAAGGAAAAAAAAAAAAAAAAAAAAAAAAAAUUAAAUAAAAGAAAGGAGCAUUCUUUCUACCACCCUUUCACAAUUUCGAAGCGACAGCCCACCGAACAUGAUAAAAAAAAAUAUCAAAUUUAAGUCGGAUGAGAAGACUGUAAAGAAAUCCUUCGGUGAGAAUAAUGAAAAAAAGCGGACGCACUUGGAUAUAGUCAAAGACAGAAAGAACACAAGAAGGAGACUUUCAAUCAGCACAAAGGGAGAGCUGCCAAAUGACACGGACGAAAUAAAAAGAAGCAUUCAAGAGUUGAAGGACAAUGAAGACAGGUUUAAAGAAUCAUCGGAAAAUGAUUCGCAUACUAAAGUGGAAAUAACUCCAGUUAAAGAAGAGGAGGAAAAAAAAUCUGGAGAGAAAAAAAAUAAAAUAAAAAAUAGAUCGUCCGUAGCAGGAGUGAGGGCAUCCCAUUUUCAAGAAGACUUCGAAAAAAAAUGUGUAAAAAUUAAAGGUGCGGUUGAUAAAUUAAAUGAAAAUGGAAUAGGCUACGUAUGCAGAAAAGGGUUAAAACCGGAAAGCCCUAAUCAGGAUGAUUUUACAAUUAUCACUACGGAGAAUUUAGCCCUUUAUGCCAUUUUUGAUGGCCAUGGGCCAUAUGGACAUGAUGUGUCCAAUUAUGUACAAAAGGAAUUACCCUAUAUGAUUAUAAAGAAUGAAAAUUUUUUAAAAAAUCCGAAGGAGGUCUUCACUAAUGCCUUCCUAAAUAUUCAUGCCAACAUAGAAAAAACGACCAAUGCAUAUUUGGAAGAGUUUGCCAAUAAACAGAAAGGAAACAGCAAAGAUGGGAACAGCAAAAGACUUCAUAUGAACAAGCAGAGCAGCAGCUCCGUCGUUAGUACACACUUUGAUUUAAAUAUACCCCAGCUGGACGAUGAUGAGGACGAUGACGAUGCUGAUGAUGAUGACAAUUUUAGCGAAGAUUCCGAUACAGGAAACAAAGACAGGUACGCCCACACCGAUAGUGACAGCGACAGUGAUAGUGACCACCACCAUGACAGUGAUGAUAAUGAGGAUCAGAAGAACUCCAAUGCGAAUGUGAAAAAAAGUGAAUCCAAAAAACGUGCGAACGAAAAGAAUACCACCAAGAGCGAGAAAGGACAAACAUUAAACAAGAAAAAGAAAAAAAAGAAGAAAAAAAAAGAAGCCUAUUUUGAUAGUACAAUGAGUGGCACCACGGCAACAAUAAUAGUCCACCUUUUUCAGGAAAAAAAAUUAUACGUGGCUUAUGUGGGGGAUUCUAGGGCUGUUCUUGGCAGGAGGAAAAAAGGAUUCCCAGAUGUUCUGGAGGCCUUCGAUCUGACGAAAGAUCAUAAACCCAAUUCCGCAGCUGAGAAGAAAAGAAUUAUAAAUUCCGGUGGCCAAGUAUUGAAGCUCGAGGGGGACAUACCCUACCGAGUUUUUUUAAAAAAUAAGUUUUACCCAGGAUUGGCCAUGUCAAGAGCCAUUGGAGAUACGAUCGGUCACCAGAUAGGUAUAAUUUCCGAGCCCGAUUUCAUGGAAAUUAAAAUUAACGAAGAUGAAGACAUCCUCGUUUUGAUAUGCAGUGACGGAGUAUGGGAAUUCAUUUCGUCGGAAGAGGCCAUUAACCUGAUCUACGAAUUUGGAUACGACAAUGUUCAAGACGCAGUGGAGAACUUAGCCAAGGAAUCCUGGGACCGCUGGCUAAACGAAGAGGAAAACAUUGUGGAUGACAUAACCAUACAAGCUAUAUAUUUAUCAGAAAAAUGCAAAAAAAUUAAAAAUAAGAAAUAA
This is a messenger RNA of Plasmodium coatneyi, 2291 nucleotides long. RefSeq lists its product as uncharacterized. The transcript has 5 exons. The record is from RefSeq and is a predicted model, not a curated record. Gene Ontology annotation, molecular function: cation binding; protein serine/threonine phosphatase activity. Gene Ontology annotation, biological process: protein dephosphorylation. Bases 600 to 2291 code for a protein of 563 amino acids. Lineage: Eukaryota; Apicomplexa; Aconoidasida; Haemosporida; Plasmodiidae.